Molecule: messenger RNA, 760 nt
Organism: Oppiella nova
Lineage: Eukaryota; Metazoa; Arthropoda; Arachnida; Sarcoptiformes; Oppiidae
Source: the annotation of a GenBank genome assembly
UGAAAGCAAACUCACGUGUAGUUUAAAACUCGUGUUUACUUGACAUUCAUUGCACUGAAUUGGACUCAAUUUGGACUCAAUUUGAUUGCUAUUAAUAUUGAUUUGGAUUAUGAGUUCAGACGUGAGCCACAAGAAGAGGAAGCGCUUCAAGAGAGGCAAACAAAGGAAGUCCAAAGAAGAGUCGACUGAUGGCAGAAGAGAUGGUCACAAAUCAUAUUCAGAUAUCGUUAAAGACAACAAAGACUAUGAAUUGUAUUAUAAAACACAAGACAUUAUCGAUGAGAGUGAGUGGCAAACGUUUAUGUCAUGUCUUCGCGAACCACUUCCCUCUGCCUUUCGACUCACGUCUUACUGCAAGAGUCAGACGAUUGCGUUGAGGAAUAUCAUCGAAAGCGAUGAGUUUAACGGUUCCGUGGGUGACAAGAGUGACACCACGAAUGGUCUGACGUGCAUCGACUGGUACCCCAACCGGUUCGCCUGGAAUAUCAAUAUAUCGAGGGUUGAGAUCAGAAAAUCCCAAUCCUUUCGGAUUCUCCAGAAUUUCUUAAUUUCGGAAACCGAUUCGGGAUAUAUCAGUAGACAAGAAGCCGUUUCAAUGAUUCCGGCGCUGCUGAUGGACAUAAAACCUGGACACCGAGUGCUGGACAUGUGUGCGGCUCCGGGAUCUAAAACGGCACAAAUCAUUGAAAUGCUUCACUCAGAAGACGGCAGUUCCGAUGGGGCGGUUGUGGCCAAUGAUGUGGACAACAAGAGGUGUUAU